CAGCAGCACGCGUGCGUGUGUGCACGGAAGCAGGAAAUGUAAACAACAGCACAUUUCAGGAGCUGCGGUGCUGAUUAAAGCAGCGAAAGACUCUUUCGGGCAUGUUGAUAUUGCUGUUCUCCUUGGUCAUUGGAUGAUCACGAGAAUAGACUAUGGCCUCGGGUUUCGCACCGCCGAAGCUGGCGGACUUCAUUCUUACCGAGAAACUUGGGAGUGGUACUUAUGCGACUGUUUAUAAAGCAUACAGAAAGGUGGACAGCCGUGAGGUGGUGGCUGUCAAAGUGGUCUCCAAAAAGAGUCUGAACAAGCACUCAAUGGAGAACCUGCUCACAGAAAUAGAAAUCUUGAAAACAGUUCGCCAUCCUCACAUAGUCCAGUUGAAAGACUUUCAGUGGGACAAUGAGAACAUCUAUCUCAUUCUGGAAUGGUGCUCUGGUGGGGAUCUGUCACGUUUCAUCCGCAGUCAACGCCUCUUACCAGAGAGAGUGGCACGCCGGUUCUUACAGCAAAUAGCUUGUGCCUUACAGUUUCUGAAUGAAAGAAAUAUCUCACACUUGGACCUGAAGCCGCAAAACAUCUUACUCAGUGGCAGCGUACUAAAACUGGCAGACUUUGGCUUUGCCCAGUACAUGUCUCCAUGGGAUGAGCAGAGCUCUCUGCGGGGCUCUCCGCUCUACAUGGCCCCCGAGAUGGUGUGCAGGAGGCAGUACGACUCUCGAGUGGACCUGUGGUCAGUGGGGGUCAUCUUAUAUGAGGCCUUGUUUGGACGGCCGCCAUUCGCCUCCCGCUCCUAUGCCGAACUGGAGGAGAAAAUUCGCAGCGACAAGCCCAUUGAGCUGCCUCCUGGUGCCCGUGUGUCCAGGCACUGCCGGGACCUGCUGCUGCGUCUCCUGGAGAGGGACCCUGAGGCGCGCAUCACCUUCGCCCAGUUCUUUGGCCACCCCUUCGUGGACCUGGAGCACAUGCCCAGCAGCGAGAGCCUGGGGAAGGCGAAAGAGCUGGUUCUUCAGGCGGUGCAGAAGGACCAGGAGGGAGAGCGCUCCACAGCUCUGUCCCUCUACUGCAGCGCAUUGGAGCACUUUGUCCCUGCCAUCCAUUAUGAGAACGACAUGCAGAGGAAGGAAGCACUGAGGCAGAAGGUAAAACAGUAUGUGUCCCGUGCGGAGGAGCUGAAAGCCCUGGUGGCCACCGAUAACAAGAUCAGCUUUGAGGAGCACAGCUCAGCCAGAGACAUCCUGAGAGAGAUGGCUCGGGACCAGCCCCGACUGCUUGCUGCUUUAAAUCUGGCCUCAACAGCCAUAGCCAAAGAUGAGGUGGGUGAGGAGGACUAUGAUACAUUAGACCUGUACCAGCAAAGCCUGGGAGAGAUGCUUUUAGCACUAGCAGCCGAACCCCAGGGCCGCAGGAGAGAACUACUGCACAGAGAGAUUAAAAGCCUUAUGAGCAGAGCAGAGUACCUGAAGGAGAACAUGAAGAUGCGGGAGACCCAGACGGCUGUGUCAAUGGACAGAGAGCCUCUAUCUGAGUCUGUCAGGACAUGGAAUUACACUGGUCAUCCAAUCACUCCUGCAAUGUACGCCUGCUGUCUGCAGUAGGCAUCACCUCUUCAGCAUGGAGCGGUCCUGGAACAUACCAACUGACCCCACCUCACCCGGGGGACACCCUGAUUGACUUGGGACCCCAUCAGGCUGCCCUUUGGGACAAACUCUUCCUUAGACACCCCCCUGGACUGAACUGGACAGGACUUCAGUCAGUUACGUGUUACUUCAGUCAGUUACGUGUACAUGACGGAGCGGAGUUCACAUCCGUGGCUAAGUUAUUUACAGUACCAUACCUCAAGCAAAGAAGUGAACGCAAGAGUGGAUGUAAACACACACACACACUGUCUGAGGUGAACUUUGGGCGUGCGAGUGAGAGAGCGAACAUUCACUCUGAGAUGAAUUUGGACUCCGGUCGGACUGCUGUGCGUGCGUGCGUGCGUGCGUGCGUGUGCGUGCGUGCGUGUGCGUGCGUGUGUGUGUGUGUGUCAGACAAGGGCUGCCCUGCUUUAUAGAGUGGAACAUGACUAAACAGAAAGGGAACUUCUCCAGUAGGCUUCACCAAUGUUUAGAGAAGGGCCUCCUCUCAACCUCGUCUCCCUCUCUAUCCACACACACACUCUACACACACACGUCUGUUACACAGACACACACAUACGCAUGCAGAUACGUGCACACACACAGACGCAUACACACACACUCUUACACAAACCCCAAGGGAUCACUACAAGGAUAACAUAUACUGAACAUGUGAACAUGCAUUAUAUAUACACAUAAACACAUUUUCCCCGAACGUAGACUGUACUGUAAACCUUUUACACUCUCUUCUUGAAAGACACAUUCUUUUCUCUCGUGCUCUCUCUCUCUGUCUGUUUCACUUUCUCUCUCUCUCUCUCCCUCCCAGCUACGCACACAACCGUGCACACAGAAACAAACAAACACUUUCACUCCCUCGCACAUGGACAUGAACACACACAUGCACACACACACACACACACACACACACACACACACACACACACACACACAAACGCACUGUACACACUCAGCUGUGGCGCUCUCACCACAGGCGGUGGUGGCCACACACUCUCCACAGAAUGCUGGCCGCCCCCCCGCUGCGGAUGGAAAAGCCGAGUGCUGUGGCUUUGGCCCUGAGUACACCCCCCCUCACACACACAUGCACACCCCUUUACCACCACCACCACUGGGGUUUGCUUUGGGCUGGCACACAUCAAGCGCGCCAGCGGACCCACAGGGAAGUCUGUGAGUUCACUCGGCUUGUUUACAGCCCUGCUUAUGCACACACGCACACAUACACACACACACACACACACACGGCCACACUCAUAUGCUCACUCACAAAUACCAGGCAUUUUGCGGAUUGCUAGACACAAUUGCUGGACAGAGGUCAUGUGUCUGUGUGUGUCUGUGUGUGUCUGUGUGUGUGUGUGUCAUACAGGGAGGGUCAAGGUGCUGGUGUACAUGUGUGUUGUAUGUACUGUGAAUCACUUCUGUCACAUUUCUCUUUUCGCUUUACUGUUGUUAUUAAGGGAUGUGUAGUAAGGGAAUAUCCAGCAUUGGUGUACUGAGUAUUAAGCAGCAUUGUAAAGAGGAGAGCCCUUUAGAAUUGUGUCCACAUCAUAGCCACUCAUGCAUGCCUAAUGACAGUACUGUGUUUACAAGUGACUUAUAAGACAUAUUUUGAGCUAAAUCAAGGACUUACUAGGUUCUUAUUAUGAUUAUAUCCGUAAUGAAGGCCUUAGUGGCAACAACUAAGAAAUGUGUGAAUACAAAUGAUUGAUCUCGCUGAACACGUCUUCUAAAAGUCGCUUAUUCUGACAGGCAUGUACAGUAUUAGCGGCUAACAUGUGGGCACUAUUCUCAAGUGUUACUGUAAAGACUACUAAACAGCACUUACUGACAAAAAAAGACAGUAUGAUAAGAUUGUGAAAUGAUGGUGAUGAUUGGAAUAAAAUAAAUGCCUCUUA
Molecule: messenger RNA, 3526 nt
Organism: Engraulis encrasicolus (European anchovy)
Lineage: Eukaryota; Metazoa; Chordata; Actinopteri; Clupeiformes; Engraulidae
Gene: ulk3
Product: unc-51 like kinase 3
Exons: 18
Coding region: 153-1595 (480 amino acids)
Biological process (GO): peptidyl-serine phosphorylation; piecemeal microautophagy of the nucleus; response to starvation
Cellular component (GO): phagophore assembly site membrane; phagophore assembly site; cytosol
Molecular function (GO): ATP binding; protein serine/threonine kinase activity
Source: RefSeq, a predicted model, not a curated record